AUGAUUUUCCGGGCCGAUAAAAUUGAUCUCAAAAGCUUGGAUGUUCAGCUUGAGAAGCACUUGAGCAGGGUUUGGUCAAAAAAUGUAGAGAAUCAGAAUCAGAGCCAUAAGCCUAAGGAAGUGUGGGAAAUUGAUCCUUCGAAGUUGGAAAUUCGAUAUCUUGUUGCUCAGGGAACCUAUGGUACCGUUUAUCGUGGUACUUACGAUAAUCAGGAUGUUGCAGUGAAGUUAUUAGACUGGGGAGAGGAUGGCAUGGCCACAGCUGCCGAAACUGCUGCUCUACGUGCAUCAUUUAAACAAGAGGUUGCAGUUUGGCACGAGCUUGAUCAUCCAAAUGUCACAAGAUUUGUUGGUGCUUCAAUGGGGACUUCACAGCUCAAAAUUCCUUCUAAAAAUCCUUCUGAGGGUUAUACCGACCUUCCGUCGAGGGCAUGUUGUGUUCUUGUUGAAUUUCUUCAAGGAGGGACAUUAAAGAACUUCUUGUACAAGAACAGGAAAAAGAAGCUAGCUUUCAAAAUUGUUACCCAACUUGCUUUAGAUCUAUCUAGAGGACUAAGCUAUCUACAUUCGAAGAAGAUCGUGCAUCGUGACGUCAAAGCUGAAAACAUGUUGUUAGACACUCAUAGAACACUUAAAAUUGCUGAUUUUGGAGUCGCCCGCGUUGAAGCUCAGAAUCCCAAGGACAUGACCGGUGAAACUGGAACUCUGGGGUACAUGGCUCCUGAGGUACUUGAUGGCAAGCCUUAUAACAGAAAAUGUGACGUCUACAGCUUCGGCAUAUGCUUAUGGGAAAUAUAUUGCUGCGAUCUGCCUUACCCAGAUCUUAGCUUUGCUGAGGUUUCUUCUGCAGUUGUUAGACAGAAUUUGAGGCCAGAAAUUCCACGAUGCUGUCCAAGUUCUUUUGCAAAUAUCAUGAAAAAAUGCUGGGAUGCGAACCCGGAGAAACGACCUGACAUGGACGAGGUUGUGAGGUUGUUGGAGGCAAUUGACACAAGCAAAGGAGGUGGAAUGAUACCAGAAGACCAGGCUGGAGGCUGUUUCUGCUUUGCUCCUACUCGGGUAGAAGAUGCUCGAGAUACACAGUUUGAGCAUCCAAUAGUUGACAAUGAAAGGGCUGGUUUCGCUGAACCAUCAACAUUUGAGAGUUCAACCUUCGAUGAAUCAUCCACAGUUGAGAGUGCAACAGGAGUGGAAGAUCCUAGAGAUACACAGCUUGAGCAGUCCACGGUUGAUAAACCAUCCAUAGUUGACAGUGGUACAAGAGUCGAAGAUGCUGAAAUGUUAGGCCUUUUUAUGCACUUGUUGAACCCUCUAUUGUAG
Fraxinus pennsylvanica is the source of this 1320-nucleotide messenger RNA. Lineage: Eukaryota; Viridiplantae; Streptophyta; Magnoliopsida; Lamiales; Oleaceae. The record is from the annotation of a GenBank genome assembly.